UAGCAUAGUGCUAAAUGUUUGUCACAAGAGGGUUUAAAUCUCCUAAUAACCCUUUUUUUGGAAAGUGUAUCAUGGAGGACGUGAGCAGCAGCAGCAGCAGCAGGACAAGAGUCAAGACAAAUGGCGGGAAGGCUUGAUAAAAACAACAGAUCUCUGACUCCCUAAUCUUUUUGUGUCCACCACGUUAAUCCAUCCAAGCAAGCCCAGUAACCCCGCCCUCUUGCCGCGAUCACCCUUCCCCUGGUGGCGCUCCGGUGUGCCCAACAGAUACGCACUCACAUAUUUAACCAGUUAAGUGACAUGUUUAUGACUUAGUUUCAGCUGUUGUCUAGAAUCCCGUUUUCACUGGGUUGAUUUUUUUAUCUUAUGCAGUUAUAUAUUUGUGUUGUUUUUUUGUACAUAAAUACGCUGCUCUUGUCCUCGUGUUGUGCAUCCUCUUUGUUUUGGCAACAGGAAAGCACCUGAAAGCAUCACGGUGUGUUCGCUGCGAGUGUUUUUGUGUCAUGCUCUUGUUUAUGAGCUGUGAGGGUGAGAAGAGGGAGGAGGGGGGGUCAUCAGGGAGGGGAAUGGCAGCGGUUGCCAGGGGAAGAGGAGGUUGUGUCUAAUGAGGUCACACCCUGGCAACCCAGUAACUCCUCCCACUAGACCCCCCCCCCCACUUCUUUAUACCCCCACACCCCUGACAGGGAGAACUCUCCGUGGUGCUGAAAGCAGAAAAACACUUCAUUUACAAUCAAGGCGCAUGUAAAGGCAGGCGGAGGGGGGGCAGCAUUAAACGAUUCAUCGCAGGAGAAGAAUCUGAUAUGCGUGCUUAUGGAAAUGAGUUCAAAAGUGCACAGCGAGAGGAAUAGCAGUGCAGGAGAAAAGGAAGGAGAGAGGAGAUUGGCUGCUGCUUUUGUGGAAGGUGUGCUACAGUAGACAGAGGGCGUGUUCUUGUUGUUGUGAUCUACAGUUGGGAAGCCCAGUGUCAUCUGCUUUAGCACAGACCGACUGUGCAGAUCCGUGUGCCUGAUCGGCGCGGGCGGGGAAUGCAAAUCCUGGAAACCCACGGCACCUCGCUCUACCUCAGCAUCCACCUUGAGGACUCCUUUUAUGUGUGAAGACGGAGAAGAGAAACCCUUCUGAGAAAGAAGCGUUUGACAGAUUCUCAAGCUGCACGGGGACUAUGUGAGUGCAGGUACUGCACGCAUUCGAGGGUAGGAUCUUUUUAUACGCCGCGUUCUGCUGCUAUCUUUAGCAUGGACAGAUGUGUGGAGAAGUGAAGCUGACGACUGGCCUGGAGUUUUGGCAUCAUCUGGACUGGAGGAGUCCUAAUUUUGGCCCGGCGAGGAAGAGUUAGGCUGUGCACCAAAUGGCCUAUCUCUUUUUCUACCAUCCGUAUCCUGGGUCAUAAGGACUCCUUCUAGCAGACCUAUACACUGGACCAUACAAUGGAUGGGAGUUUAUGUGGAUUUAAGAGGAAAAGUGCACAGGUGCUGAAGAAAAGCUCAGAGUUCAUUGGACUAAAGUGGACUCCAGGGAAGACAGAGGUCCAAAAGCCUGCAGGCUCACAGCUCUGUUAAUGCGGCGGAAAAAACUCGGAGAAUGAUGAGCUCCAAGGAGGAGGAAACUCUGAGUUUUUUCCAGUAUGUGGAGGAGAACGGGCUGAUGGCCUACAACGGCCUGCUAGCUCAGAACUUGGAUCACACCAGGAAUGAGAGAAAUAGGACAUUACUGCAGGAAAAAAACGACAAAAAAAGAAAACAAGAGGAAGCCAUCAGGAGAACUGGUGAGAACGUAGCAGCAGAGGGCAAGCACCUACGAAUGGCCUCUAUAACGAUGCCGGAUCCCCCGGAGCGUCUGCCCAUGCCGCACCUGCACGCCAUCGCCUGCGGGCAGGGCUUCUCCGUGCGCUCCCAGUCCCUCCACUCCGUGGGAGGUGGGAACAAUGGGGGCGGCGGCGAGGAGGAAGUUGGGAGUCCAACCUCAAGAAAGCAGCCUCCGCCUAAGCCCCGGAGAGACCCGGCAACCAAGCUGAGCAUGUCGUCCGACGCGGUGGACCACAGCCCCAUUUACACCUGCUACGGGGAGAAAUGUGAUGCUGCUCAAGGAUGCAGUGAGGACUGCAGGAGGGUCCCACCCCCCAAACCCAAGAGGAACCCCAACACACAACUGAGUGUUUCCUUUGAUGAGUCCUACAUAAAGAGUCACGGAAACGGCGGGGUCUGCAUGUCCAAACCCCUGAACUACACCACAUCCCCGUCCGAACGCACCCACUUGCUUUCACAGAGCGACGAGAGCCCGUCAAACGACUGUGAGGACGAACCCGUCUACAUUGAGAUGGGCGGGAUUGAUGUUGGAACUCGAGAAGCGUUAAGAAUCGAGGAUGAGGAGCCCGGAGAGUCUGUGUACGAGGAGAUGAAAUAUCCAGUUUUAGAUGAUAUGGAAUACCGCACUGACCCUGUGGGAUGUCGCUCCGCCUGCCCCACCCCGGCACCUUACGACCCCGAGCCUCUCAGUCGCUGCUCCACUCCUCGAAACAUUCCUCUCUGCGACAUUCCAGCCCCGUUUCCCAAUUUACUCACUCAUCGGCCCCCACUGCUGGUGUUCCCACCAGCUCCUGCCCAGUGCUCCCCCAAUUCAGACGAGUCCCCCCUCACCCCAUUGGAUGUAAACAAACUGCCCAUGUUGGACAAUCAGCCCUUUAGCAAAUCCCCUACUUCUUCCAAUGAGCAAAGUUCCUCUGCGCACAUUCGUAGGGAGCUCACCUCCACCCCAACGCUCACCGUCUCUGGUCGCUCUUCUGCGCCGCCGCUACCUUGCACCCUGUACAAAUCGUCCUCAUCCUCCUCCUAUCAGCGAAGUCACUCCGCUUGCCCUUCGCCCGUGAGCAUGGGCCGUUGCCUCACCCCCCUGAGCCUCAUGCGCACGCCUCCCUUUGAUGCUCCAAUGCACUUUCCUGGGGGGCUGCCGCGGAGUGCCUCUGCUACCCCUCACGGUAAGGGCUCGCCACCUCAAGAUGGUCCAGGACGCCUCCAUGGUUCUAUGCAGAAUGUGUCAACAGGUCGUUCGCGAACACCUACCAGCCCAUUGGAUGAAUUAACAAACCUUUUUACUACAGGCAGGAAUAUGCUGAAGAAGAAUUCCAGCAGCAAAAGGCUUAAAGAACCUGGAGAAACUGAGUCCAAAGGCAAAUCCCACAGUGAGUCCAGGCGAGAGGGUAAGGAACGCCACAGUCACGGCAAGGAGUCGAAGAGAGAGUCCAAGGAGCGGCACAGCAAAGAGUCAUCUCACAGAAAGGAUAAAGACAGAGACAAAGACAAGGGGAGCAGCAAUGUGGAAGCUCUGCCUCAUAGACGCAACAGUAAGGACCGUACCUUUAGCAGUGUAGAUGCACCACCUGCCCGCCAGGCCAGCAAAGACCAGGCCGGUGCAGAACCAAUUCCUGUACGACAGGACUCCAAAGACCGAACCUGCAGUUCUUCUGAGCCUAUAUCUUUUACAAGAAGAGACUCCAAAGACAGAGGGAUUAACAAUGGAGACCAGAUGCUAAGGAGAGACAGCAAAGACUGGAAUGGGGGACUCUCAGCGGACUCGGCUCUAAGACAGGACAAUAAAGAGCGUGACAGACAGCUAGAUCAACCACCUGAGAUUUUACCGAGACAAGACAGCAAGGACAGGACAAGAAAUGGUUUAGACUAUAGACAUGAUAGUAGAGAACGACUUCUGGAUCAGCAGUCUGAGCUCUUAUCUCGACAGGAUAUUAAAGAGCGAACCAGGAAUGGGAUAGACUCCAAGCAUGAACACAGGGACAAGCCACCAGAGCUUUUGUCCCGACAAGAAAGCAAAGAUAGAUCUAGAAACGGACCGGAAUAUAGGCAUGAUAGCAAAGACCACCGUGACUUGUUACCCCAUCAGGAAAGCAAAGAGAAAGAAAGGAGUGAAAAUGAGCACAGACACGAAGGAAGAAUUGACCAGCCACCUGAGAUCUUGCACAGACUUGAAACAUCUAGAAAUUCCAAGGACAGAGUUGAGUAUGAGGGGAGAGAUCGAGGUACCCACAACGGAGAUCUUCCUCGGUCUCCUUUGUCCAGGCAGGACAGUAAAGAUCUGAGCAGAACUGGCCUUGAAGUACGAAGGGACAGCAAAGACAGAAGCCUUAACGGCUCAGAACAGCAUCUUUAUGAUGUCAAAUGCACAAAGAGUCAGUUUGCAGUGGACCACAGGUCUGACAAUAAGGAACGAGGAUACAGGGGUGAUGGCACGCCACGGCGAGAAAACAGAGGGAACUACAGCAUGGACCCAGUAAAAGCACACGAGAAGAACGGGAGCACAUAUUCAGGGCAGCAUUCAUCAAGCACUACACCUACUCACCAUGGGAGAUCAUCAGGAAGCCCACCAACGACUAAGGGAACAGGAAACGAUUCAAAAUCAUCAUCGAAAUAUAGCCGCUCAUCUUCUAUGCCAACUAAUCCUUCCCCAAUAGGGACUCCACAGAGAAGAGCAACAGAAUCACAGAUGCCCCAGAUGCCAUGGAUCUGUGGAGACACGACCAUGCUAGAGCAGAUUGAAAGGAAACGCACGCUGUGCAUGGAGAUCCGCUCUCGGCAGCAUCCGCACCUGCAGAAAUUCUCAGAGAGGGCUUCACCCACGGACCGGAACGAGGACAGGAACCAAGAGCAGAGUCAAUGCAAACAGGAAAGCUCGCCCAUUCUCCAGGGCUGGGGGAAGAGCGGCGGUGGAAAGAAGAUCCGUCCUCCCCCCUAUCCCACACAAAAAACUGUAUUCUGGGACACAGCCAUCUGACACGACAAAAUAAUUGAACCCCUUUGCCAUACAAGUCCACAUCCCCUGCUCCCUCGCUUCUCGUCACGGUGUACUGAUUCUCUGCAAAAAGAAGAGCUUCAGGGCAAAGAGAACCAGAAGGAUGAUCCUCACUGAUGUCAAAGGACUAAGGUGGACACCACAGCAAUAUUUCUGCUCAUUCAGGUUGUCACAUUUUCUUACCAUCACUGGUGAUAUUUGAUAUUUUUCUAUUUCCUGUGACUGGGCUCUUGUAUCAUAAAUAGUAGAGUAGAUAUUUGACGAUGAAUAGAUAUUUUCUAAAUGAAAUGAUGGGAAUCAAAAAGCAGUUUAAAUUAAGUAUAGUAGCUGUAGAUGCAGUGUAAUAUUUGUUUUUAUGUUAUCUUUCAUUUGAAUACAUAAUCUAUCAAUACUUGUACUGUAGUCGCAUAAUUUAUUUAUGCCCAACUCUUUUUUGUGCUCAAGAGCUCUUACAUGAAUGGUGUGCUCAGUUCUAUCUAUACUUAACAUUUUCACUGUUGUAUUGUAAGUUUCGGAGUGACCGUAAACGUGCUUUAAAGUCCAGAGCACUCCAUACAAGGACCAGUAUGUUUCAGAAUGUACAACAGUUGGUCCAACAACAGAAAAAGAAGAAACUCUUGUACCUUGGUUAGUGUAUUACGGUAAGAAACUGUGUAGUCACUACGUCGAAGCCUUUUGAAGCAUUUGAAUUGUUUCAUAGGAGUUGCUGUCUGUUUUUUGUUGGACAGAGAAAGUGUAAAAUGUUUCUUCUGUAUUCUAAGAUGGAAAGUAGUAAAUUAGAUCUUAAAUUAUCAACAGUUUAAUUCUAAAGACCAGCCAAAGCCUGUAAAAGCAAGACACUGGUGUGGUUGCACUUUCGGAUGGUUGGUAAUUAAAAAAAAAAAAAAAAAUGGGGUUAGUGGCAAUAGCUGGUGAAUGCCAGCACCUUUAUGUUGCCAUGCACACUGUAAGCACCAUGGCAGUGUAAAUACUUGAUGCCAACAACCAGCCAGUACAAUCAACACCUGUGCUUUUAGAAGAUUUCUUGAUUUUACUGUAGAUUUCAAUAGCCAUAUGCACUUGUUUAAGAAAUAACUUUCCAGAUUAUGUUUAUAUAUAUAUUUUUUGGAGUCAUGAGUUGUGCCAUGUACUGUAUGUUUCUUCUUUUGGCUGCAAGGCAAGGCCUCAGGAGACUGCGUGUGCGCUACAUGCAGGCAUCUUUAACAGCAUUACCUUUUUCAGUUGGGCUUGCUACCAAGAUCGAAUCGUUUACGGACCUAUAACAUGGCAGCAGUUAUACCUUUCCAAGACAGGGGGUUGCUCAACAGCGUUCAAAGCUUUUGGGCUUCCUUUUGUAAGGGAAAAAUAAAGUGUACCUCACAUAUAUUAUCACAACUAAUCAGGCGAAUCAAUUACACAUCCUUCUUUCCCUUUUUCUCUCCCUCUACCUCAACACCCUUUCUUAAAAAUCUGACCGGUCAUAAAAUGCACAGUCAAUAUUGCCAAAAUAGGUUCGCUUUGACAAAAAGAGCUUGCCCGGCAGUACCUUCUUUGGUGAAGAUCAAGGACGCAGAGAUCGCUCUAUGUUCUAACUGUAUGUGUGAAGGAGAGAGCCGUGUGCGUUCAUGGGUGUGUGCCAAGCUACACUGUAUGCAAGUUGCAAGUUAAAAAUGAUUGUUUUAAGACAUUCACUUUGCCCCAUCAUGAUGUUGGUGGGGGGAGGCGGGAAAUGUAACAAUGAUGUAGUACAAUCUUCUUGUGUGUAUAAACGUGCACUGUGAAAAGGUAGAGAGAGCACCGCAUUGUAAGUCCUCUGUCUUAUUGCACUGAGUGUUCUCUUGUUUUUUACGUUACAAUAAAAGAAAAAUGAAAAAAAAAAAACAUGUCUGAUGAAAAAAAAGUACUGUAUUCUGAUUGUCACAUGGGUUCUGUUGAGAGAAAUAAAUAAAUAUGAACUUGAAACCAGA
Messenger RNA from Oryzias melastigma (Indian medaka), 6749 nucleotides. RefSeq names its product neuronal tyrosine-phosphorylated phosphoinositide-3-kinase adaptor 2b (gene nyap2b). Lineage: Eukaryota; Metazoa; Chordata; Actinopteri; Beloniformes; Adrianichthyidae. The transcript has 7 exons. Bases 1585 to 4785 code for a protein of 1066 amino acids. The record is from RefSeq and is a predicted model, not a curated record. Gene Ontology annotation, biological process: neuron projection morphogenesis; phosphatidylinositol 3-kinase/protein kinase B signal transduction.